Molecule: messenger RNA, 885 nt
Organism: [Candida] anglica
Lineage: Eukaryota; Fungi; Ascomycota; Pichiomycetes; Serinales; Debaryomycetaceae
Source: the annotation of a GenBank genome assembly
AUGACCAAAGCUGUAUUAGGAGCUGCUAUGAAUCUAUCAACAGAGAUUGUCCCGGCUUCUUUCUCUUCAUCUUCGUCUACUAUUUCCAUUGAAAAAAUAUUUGUGGAAUCGCUUUUAGAGAUUGAAACAACUCCAAAAUAUCGAGAUAUUAUCCGAAAACAAAAGAAUGAUACUCUAUUUGUCUUGAAAGAUUCUGGAACCUUCCUAUUAUUAAAAGGGAAGGAUAUCGAUGAAAUUAAUGAUAUUGAUAAAGUGGCUGCAAAUUCGUUUUGGAAUCCCCUCGCGCCAAAGGCUAAGACAUCAGAAUGGGUGGAGUUCAAACCGAAUGACUUAGUUCGCCAAACUUACCCUGGAUUUAUUCCUGUAAGUUCGUGUCAGUCACAAGAGAAUGGACAGAGUGGGUCGAUUAGUUUUGGAUAUCUGCUUGGUGCCGAGGGUAAAGUUUCUGGUUCGAAAGUGAAUGGUAUUAAUUAUUGGUUUGCUGCAUUGGAUGUGGUUCUCCAGGUGGAUAUCAAGGAAACGGUUACUUACACUGGUUCAACUACUUGUAAGGUGAACGAGGGAACCAUAGGACAAGUUCUUAGUAAGCCAACGUACGCCGAAUUCAAAUCCAUCGAGAGGAUAAGAACUUGGAGUGAUGGACUACUGCAUUUCAUUGGGGAUGCAGAAUUUCAAACAACCACAGCAAUGGUUACCCUCUUGAUAGAGUCAGACAUGUAUUGUGCCACCAAUGAUGUUGUAGACUUGUUUUGUGAUCUGAAGCUUGGUGAACCGAAUUGGGAAAGUCCUCUUGGGGUUGAUUAUGAUACCAGAGAGUACUACAAUACUACCAAUGCUACUGCUUAUUUAAUUGAUACUUCUCGGAUGGUGAAGCGUAUCAUAUAA